ACGAGUUUGUUUUGAUUUUGCAUUCAUCGUGUGGAGUAAAGAAAUACCCACUGUCUGAACUAAAUAGGUUACCCAGCUCUCAUUCGACUGAAAAUGUCUAAACUACAGUUGUUGCGUGUGUUUUUAAAUGAUCGUUUAACGGCGGCUGCUGUGGAGAUUUUCGGGGCAGUUGAGAAAACGGUAGUGGAGUACCAGGAGGAGAAUGAUCGGCUACGGAGAAUGCUGCGGAUCACACCGGAGAUACCACUACGGAAAAGAGACUCCCUGCAGCUCUCUGUCUCUGAAGAGGAGGUUCCCCCUGAGCAGCAGCACUGUGAGCAGGAGUGGAGCCCCAGUCUGGGGCAGGAGGACCCAGAGCCCACACAGAUUAAAGAGGAACAGGAGGAACUCAGGACCAGUCAGGAGGAAGAGCAGCUUCAAGGGCUGGAGCCUGACAUCAUAGAGUUCAAAUUCACUCCUUCCGGUGUGAAAAGUGAAUGUGAUCAGGAGGACCCACUUCAGUCCUUGACUCUUCCCCAAACCCAGACUGUGGAGAACAGAGAGAGUGACUCUAAACCAGUGGAUUUCAAACCUUUUGGCACUGUGACCCACCUAAAGGGUCUUGACAUUCCCUGUGACCCUCCAGGUAAUCAAAACAAUGCCUCCAGCCACAGCUCAGCCAUAAGCAGCGACCCAGUAGGACUUGACAGCAGCCCAACUUUGGAUCAGAACCCACUGUUGGGGAAUCACUGUUCCAAACCCAGCACCACAUCUAUAAAAACUCACCACUGCCGUGACUGUGGUGAAACGUUUUCUCUGAAAGCUGACCUGCAGAGGCAUGUGACUCUCACCAAGAAGAGACUCGGUGAAUGCCACUUAUGCAAAAAACAGUACAACUCCACCUGUAAACUGGAAGCCCAUGUCAGACUCUGUCACGGUGGGAAACCCUGCACCUGCCCCUUUUGUGGCAAGACCUUCAAACAAAAAGGACAUCUGUCCAGGCACAUGAAUAUUCACACAGGAGAGAAACCAUUUAGCUGUGGUGACUGUGGGAAGAGCUUUACUCGGAAGGGGGACCUAAGGAGACAUAUACUGACUCACACAGGAGAGAAACCAUUUAGCUGUGGUGACUGCGGCAAAGCCUUCAUUCGCAAGGAGCACCUAACUGCACAUAUACGGACUCACACAGGAGAGUAAUCAUUUAGCUGUGGUGACUGCAGGAAAAGCUAGUCUCAAGCAGAACCUAUCCAAGCAUAAACUGACUCACACAGGAGAGUAAUCAUAUGGCUGCUUAGUCUGUGGUAAAAUAUUCAUUCAGAAGGUAAACCUGCUGACGCACGUGAGAAACAUCCACAAAGGAAGAAAACAGGAUGAAAACACAAAGAAGAAAGACAAUUAGGACAAAGAGAUUUCCUGUCAGCAGAUGGGAAUAACAAGGCAGGAUGUGGACAACACUCUUAGGAAAGGAGAGCAACUCUGGAUCAUUCAUGCUCUGGGUUUCAGAUAAAUAAAUACAUGAUGGAUUUACUUUAGUAAAAUGUUCUGUGUAAAUAAAGUUUGAUUUUAAUUAAAAGUUUAGGAAGUAAACAAACAGUAGUGCCUGUACAGUGGGG
Molecule: messenger RNA, 1592 nt
Organism: Coregonus clupeaformis (lake whitefish)
Lineage: Eukaryota; Metazoa; Chordata; Actinopteri; Salmoniformes; Salmonidae
Product: endothelial zinc finger protein induced by tumor necrosis factor alpha-like
Exons: 2
Coding region: 94-1176 (360 amino acids)
Biological process (GO): regulation of transcription by RNA polymerase II
Molecular function (GO): DNA-binding transcription factor activity; RNA polymerase II cis-regulatory region sequence-specific DNA binding
Source: RefSeq, a predicted model, not a curated record